CUUAAAUUGAACAUCAAAUACAUUAGUAUAUUUCUUAGGUAUUAUUGCUUUUAUUUUUUAAUUAAGCUCCAACGUCACGUCGUCAUAUUCGAGUGGAUAACACUGGCGCCAGUAGUACUGCGUUAUAAAAUAAUACAAGCAAAAAUAUUCAUAUUUUUCGAAUUUCCAACUAUUUCACAUAUAAGCGGAUUUGAGGAAAUUCGUACAACUUCACGUAUAAAAUAAAGGGAAUUUUAACAAUCCUAGAAGGAAGUAAUUGAUUUGAUGCAAUUUUUCUUUUCGGAGCGAAAAUCCCAACUUUUACGAGCAAGGUGAGAUUCGCACUCAUAAUUGAUGUCCUGUAACCAUUGGAUGCGUGUUUGCUUUGCUUAGAAAAACGAAGAUUAUUUAAAAAAUUGUUGAUUUUAAAGAGAAAUGUCGAAGCAACCGAUAGAUACUUCUAAUGAAUUCAAGGCCCAAAAGGAUUUAGAAAUUGAUCCGGAGUGUGCGCUCGAACACGAUCGUCAGAUGUUGCAACAGCUUUCUGAACAUGCUUCUGACUUGGAUUCCCCUAAUGUUGCUUCCAAUGGCGAUAUUCCGCUCGGGUUCGACCUUUCUGGAAUUCCAAUCAACAUGACCCCAGAUUUUUAUCUGCGAAUGAAUCAGAAUAUGGAAUACGCCUUUAAUCAGCCGAAUCCAGUUGCCUCUCCCCAGUACCUACUUCGUAGCUCUCUGGUUCCAACUUUGGCAAACCUCAGCAAUAUCAUAUUGUCUAUCCUUGGAAAGCCUGUACAGGAGGCUUCGGCCAUUGUUACAAACCCAGCGUCAGAAAUGGGAAUGGCCUUCACAAAGUUAAUGAGCAUGUUUCGUAUGAUCAAAGACAUAUAUACUGAAGAUUCGUUCAUUUAUCCCGCCGUCAUUAGCAUGCGUACUCCUUCUCAGCGGAGUGCAGUCCGUCGAGCCAAUCUGGCAAUCUUCUUGUCUGCUGUUUAUGGCGCUCUUCAAAUUGGGUUCUUUCAUUUAAACGAAAAUUUUUUGGAAGUGUUUGCUCCUGAUGAAGCCAACAUUCUUACCAAUCAAGGGACUUUAUACAUGGAAUUGAAAACGCAAGCUUACAUUUCAGCCAUGGCACAAGCAGAACGACCUAAGGAAGAUAUUUUGAAUGACCUUUUUCCUUCUGAUAUGGCUCAUCGGUUUUUAUUGCGCCGUAAUGCUAAGUUAGACGAUAAGCUUACUUACGUCGAAAAGCAAAUUCUAGAGAAAUGUGCUGCUCGAAAAGAGCGUUUAUCGAAUUUCACCCCUCAGGAAGCGUUAAACGAAGUUUAUCCAUGGGGGAAAUUUUUAAGUGAAAUAGCCUGUUAUAUUCACAAUAACCACUCAUCGAUUGCAGCUAUUCCUGUACCCAAUGGUAAUGCCAAGCGGAAAGCUAAAAGACAAGGAGGCAGAUAUAAAGCUUGUGAUGAAAAUUCGUCUCCGUCAGAUUCUGGUUCUGACUUGACAGACGGUUUAGCUUUUGGUCUACCAACAGCUACUUUAGAUGCUACUUCCGAAGCGAAUAACGUAUCCAGCGUUGUUUUAUACGACCAGGUUCGUAGCAUGACAAACACCGGUAAUGGCAACAAGCGGACCAAGAAAGUUGCAAAUCGAAGGACGUGGACGAAAGAGGAAGAGGAAGCUCUUUUGGAUGGACUUGAUUUAGUAAAGGGUCCCCGAUGGAGUCAAAUUUUGGAGCUUUAUGGUCCAGGUGGUAAAAAAAAUGAAGUCUUGAAACAUCGAAAUCAAGUUCAAUUAAAGGAUAAAGCUCGAAAUAUGAAACUUUUUUUCUUAAAAAGUGGACAGAUUGUUCCAGCCCCUUUGCAAUGUGUUACUGGUGAUCUUCGGAGAGAAUAGAAACUCCUAGAUGACCAUUUGCUUGUUUUUUUAGAAGUUGUGUUUUAUCUUUUACUGAGUUUGAAUGGUUUGGGUUAUUUAUAUAAUAUUAUUUUUAAUGUCUAAGGAAUUUUGGGGAAUAAUACUUUAAGACUGUUCAUCACAAUAGAGCAUUCACGGGUAUCUUUUGUAACAAUUUCAGAAGAUGAUUUUGCAAUUGCUUGUUCAACUAUAUGUGAUACUCUUUGGUAAUCGUUACGGAAAACUAGAAGCAAAGUAGGAUCUCGACGAUCAAGGUUCUGCAUCUUUGUGCUUAUUGAAAUAGCCAGUUCUUUAAAAUAGAACAUGCUAAUUGUAGCACCAUCAAGAAUGAAAUUAGGUUGUGCUUGAAAAU
Schizosaccharomyces octosporus yFS286 is the source of this 2242-nucleotide messenger RNA. Its product is annotated as DNA binding factor Trf1. The transcript has a single exon. Gene Ontology annotation, molecular function: protein homodimerization activity; double-stranded telomeric DNA binding. The record is from RefSeq and is a predicted model, not a curated record. Gene Ontology annotation, biological process: telomere maintenance via telomere lengthening. Bases 415 to 1869 code for a protein of 484 amino acids. NCBI's taxonomy places the organism in Eukaryota, Fungi, Ascomycota, Schizosaccharomycetes, Schizosaccharomycetales, Schizosaccharomycetaceae.